Molecule: messenger RNA, 829 nt
Organism: Hydractinia symbiolongicarpus
Lineage: Eukaryota; Metazoa; Cnidaria; Hydrozoa; Anthoathecata; Hydractiniidae
Product: CBY1-interacting BAR domain-containing protein 1-like
Exons: 1
Coding region: 37-813 (258 amino acids)
Biological process (GO): cilium assembly
Cellular component (GO): ciliary transition zone; ciliary basal body
Source: RefSeq, a predicted model, not a curated record
UACUAGGGAAGUAUAUAAUGGUAAUAGUUUAAACGAAUGAAAAUGCAGCGUUCACAAUCAACUUCUGACAUUUCAUCUGACGCAAAACGUAUUGAUCAUGAAAUCAAACUCAUCCACAAGCAGAUUGCAUUGGCAGAAAAAACAUUUGCUAAUCUGAUCAGAGAUUUUACAAACAUAACUGUGGACAUGACUCGAUUGCAUUCAAGACAUACAGAAUUAAAGGAAACGCUAUCCAAUGUUGCAUCUGAGGAAUCACCUUCUUUAAACGAUUGCCUUGUUUCCAUAUGUAAACAUGUAGGCACUGUUGAUGAAAAUCUACAUCGCCAUGUUUGUUGUAUUGAAAACAAAGUGUUGCAACCGAUUUCAAAGAGUGUCAGAGAUUGUAAAGUAAGUCGCGAGAGCUUGGAACAUUGCUCCGUAGCAAAAAAGAGGCGAGAAACAGCGUUGAAAAGUUUAGCCAAGCACCAACGUCAAAGGUCGCCGUCCACAAAAGCCAUAAAAGAACAUGAAAAAACUCAAGUAACUGUACUUGAAACAACGAAACAAAUUAACCAACUAGAGGACGAAAUAAAACAAUUCGAGAGAUCCAAGGCAGAGAAAUUGCGGACCUGGCUUCGCGUGUAUUUACACAGCAGUUUAGCCUACCAUGUUAAGGCUGUUGAAGAAUAUACGAAAGCUUAUCAGGCGUUGUCGUUGAUUGACGUUGAAAACCACGUGGAACAUUUUAAUUCCAUACUUUUUCCCGCGGAAGAACAUAGCAGAGUUGACUUCGUUCGUUGGAACUCCUUUAACACACUUAGUAACUUCAAAUAAAUGUUAAGAAAAAUAA